AACGGAAUAUAAUUUCGUUCACUCUGUACGUGUGCGUCAGGAGGCAAUAGAAUGACUAUUACACUUGUAUUCAGUUAUAGAACAUAAUGUCCACUGGCGGAUAAUUUACCUGCAUAUCAAUGGAUAUAACCCCAUGAUUUCAUUAUUUGAAAUCGUAAUUGGAUUACUAUUCCGUAAUUUACAAUCCAUGCCACGGAUUUCAUUGGAAUAAUACAGUUUCACUGCCUGUUCAGAUGCUGGAAAAAUGACUUCAAAGUGGACUGUCGUUUUCUCGUGCACCGUUUCAAUCUUGUCGAUCGUGUACUCAGCCACGGGUUUACCUCUGAACAAAGUUGGCCCACCGCGUCUGGACAUAGAAGGUUCAACACUCAUCAUAGCUCACAGUAAUACACUGCAACUCAGAUGUCAAGGAGGCUUUAGACUUGAUUGGAUAUAUCCAUAUGGAAUAGAAAGAACAAGAAUAUCAAUAGAACAAGAUCAUUGUUCAGGAUGUAAUCCUAAGAGACACACUAGCGUGCUCACCAUACAAAGUACAGAUGUUAUGGACACUGGAAGAUAUCGGUGCUUAUACAAGAGAUAUGAUAACAAAAUUAAUAAUGAAACAUCAGCAAAAGUUUAUGUUUAUAUAAGCUCAUCAGAGCACUUAUUUGUGCCACCAGAAUGGACACAAAACAAUAUUUACCGUGGGCAACCAUUCCUGUUGCCAUGUCGGACAACUAGCCCCAACCUCAAUGUGACAUUGGUGCAACGCGACACCGGAAGGAAUAUUACGGAUCACCGUUACCAUAGAUACGACCCCAGGAAGGGUUUUCAUAUCUCGGCUAACCAUCAUGAAUUGGAUGGACAUGUUUGUUGUAUGGCCAGCAAUGAAGGACACACUGACAGAUCGUGUUUCAAUCUAAACUUCCAAGAGCAAGCUCCAGUCCUGAAGCCCCAAGUAUCUAUCAGCACCGCAGAGGUUCUUGAGGGAUGGGAAGGGUUCAGCGUAAGCUGUGAGGUCUCGGCACCUGCUGAUAGUCUACUGGAAGACCUGUCUUGGGAUUACCCUGCUGAGAUGAUCGCAGAACGUGAAGAGAGCAACUACCGGAUAGUGACCGAUGGAAGCACAGAAUCAGUAAGAGGUUCUAGCAUGGCAAUGCAGAGAUACGUUAGUACUCUUCAUGUAGUACGUGCUCACAGUCAUGAUAAUGGAACAUAUGUUUGCAUUGCUACAAACUUCUGGGAUAGCUACUUUGCUGAAGCAUCAAUUAAUGUUAUAGGGGUUUCCAAUUUGAAGAGGCUUGGUCCUCCAAGGAUAGGGCGUAACACCACAGAGCGAUUCCUGCGAGAGGAUACAACCUUAGAAAUCAGUUGUACAGGUGGAUUAGCUCUGGAAUGGAUCUAUCCGGAAGCCGUAAGGUCAAGGGUUACAUCCGUCUCCCAGGCUUGUCCAACAUGUGACAGGAAUGCUCAUUUCACAAGCACACUGACCGUUCCAAGAACCAGACCACAGGACAGUGGUCAGUUCCAAUGUAUCUACAGCCGUUAUGUGGAUCAUGUCAACAAUGCUACAGCAGCAGAUAUUAAUAUCUUUGUAGCAGCAGAAAAUGCUCAGUUACAUCGAGAAGGCCCUCCCGUCAUCCACGUCAAUGACUCCCACAUCAUCCAAAAUGAGUACCAGAACCUUGAACUCCGCUGCACUGGUUCCUCAACACUAGAAUGGUCCUGGCCCAAGGAUGCAACUGAGCGUGUAGAACCAAGAUCUAUUGCAUGUCCUACAUGUCCUCUUGCACUGCGUUCUACAAGCACGUUGAAAGUAUCCAACGUCAGCUACACUGAUACUGGUUACUAUAAAUGCUUCUACUCACGCUUCUCAGAUAGACUUACUUCAGAGACCAGCACAGAUGUCUAUGCAUAUGUGACAUCUGAAGUUGACAAUUCCAAGCUGUUUACAGUUACACAUUGGUUAGGGACUGACGUCAUCAUCGGUUCAUCCUACAUCAUCCCUUGCUCUGUGACUGACCCACGUAUCAAUGUCACCCUGGAGUAUGCUAAUAAGGUCUUAUCAGGAGAAGGUUCUGUUAUCACCUACGACCCUAAGGUUGGAUUCAAAGUCCCUGGUAAUUACACAGAGCUCAGUGGCUACGUCAAAUGCAGCGCCAGAAAGGGAAACCUCAGUCAAAUGAAGAUCAUCUUUCUCAAUUUUGAACCCAAGGCACCGCCCCCAUCACCACAGAUCUUUGGUCCAAUCGAACAGGUCAAAGGUUAUACUUUCAAUGUAACCUGCAAAGUAGAAUCACCACUUGGAAUUCAGAUUAGAUGGAAAUGGGACUAUCCAGGUCUUCAUCAUCCUAGCGCAGAUCCCAGUAACUAUCGUACUGAGAAGCAUUCAGAAGAACGUCAGGCGGUUGUCGGUGAAUCUACCCGUGCUUUCAGGAGAUUUAGUGGAACACUUACCGUCUUUCAGGCCAGUCCUAUAGACAAUGGGAUAUACACCUGCACAGUUAUUAACAACAAUGGCAAUGGUAGCAUAUCCCAUGCUGUCAGCAUAUUAGAUCAAGGCUACAUCCACAUGGAGCCUUUAAAAGGAGAUAAUCUACGUCUGAUGAGUGGCGGGGAGCUUGCUAAAGAUCGUGAGAAGAUCAUGGUGCAUCUCAAGUACUUCCCGAAUGCUGACUUCACCUGGUUCAAAGAUGGCAUCGAGGUAGAUGCUCUUGAUCCUCAUCUGUUCAGGAGUCGCAUCAAUCAUGAUGUAGCUCAGGUCAGGUUGCUCAACAUCAGUCCUCAACAUGCAGGGAAUUACACCUUGAUAGGUGAUAACGGAGAGGUUCAGGAAAGUGUCACUAUCAUGGUCAUUGUUUAUGAUGGUGAUCAAGGCUUGACCAUUGAAGAGGAGACUAGUGUCAUUGAAGAAAAGGGAAAUCUUACGCUUCAUUGCAGGAGUAGCUCACAUAUCUUUGACAAUAUUAAGUGGUUUGUUCGUAGAAGUCGCGGAUCCACCAAUGAGAGUCGAUUACUGCGACCAAGAGAGGAACGUGUGACCAUCUCCUCCUACUUCAGUGAUGAAUUCAAUGUUUCUCAGCUUCACAUCCAAGACAUGGGACGUUCUGAUGAUGGUAUCUACAUCUGCUCAGCUCAGAGUGUCUUGAACAGCAGAGAUACUAAAGAAGUUUUCACUACAGUACAAGUCAAACCGAUCAAAGCCCCUGAGCUGGAGGUAGGUCUGAAUACAAGGGAGAUUAACAAAAACCAAAAGGAUUUCAUACUAGAGUGUGAAGCAUCAGGAUUUCCUACGCCAGCAUUCACAUGGUUUAAAGAUGGUAGUAAGCUAGAGAUGCAAGUCAGUACUAUCGCCCUACCUAAUGGCAAUGCUCUGUCUACACUUAGAAGGACUCGGAUUAACAUGGUAGAUAGUGGGGUCUACCAAUGUGUGGCCAGUAAUGGAGGAGGACGGGUCAACAGUUCAGCUGUCAUCAUUAUACUUGAGGAACCGUUCAUGAAAGUGAAAGAGGAUGUAAAAUUGGUAGUAAUGGGAGGAACAACCAAUCUUACAUGUCAUGAUGGUGGAAACCCAAAGCCUACCAUUGUUUGGUAUCACCAGCCUGAAGACCAGACGAGUGAUAUGCGACUGCUACCGUCACAGAUGUAUAACAACACUGAGGGCGUCCUGGUGCUCCAUGAUGUGCAGAAAGAUAAGGAAGGCUCUUACAUCUGUAAUGCUACUAAUAGACUUGGUAGCAGUAGUAGAACUGUUAGCAUCAAGCUAGAUAUGCCCCAUGAGCCCCUUACUAUUACCAAACGUGAUGAUGUUAAGAGGAAUACUACUAUCGGAGUUGUCUUUGUGCUUAUGAUCAUCGUUGUUGCCCUUAUCAUUGUCAUCUUCAAGAUUAAAAAGCUAAGACCCAAGUACAUCGCUGGAGGUGAUGAUAUGUUGCUACCUAUCUCAUUUGGUCAGUACAACGAUCUCUUAGACAUAUGUGAACAUCUUCCUUAUGACUCCAAAUGGGAGUUUCCUCGAGAGAGACUCAAAAUAGGUCCAGUGAUUGGUCGAGGAGCUUUUGGUCGUGUGAUGAGAGCUUCAGCGUUUGGUAUUGACAAGCUGGAUACAUGUACCACUGUGGCCGUCAAAAUGUUAAAAGAGGAUGCUUCUGAUAGUGAGAGGAAAGCCUUGUUAACUGAAUUGAAAAUGCUGAUUCACAUUGGACCACAUCUUAACAUCGUUAACUUACUUGGAGCAUGCACGAAGAAAGAUCUAUUCAUCAUCUCCGAGUUCUGCCCGUUUGGUAAUCUCUCAGAUUACCUCAAGACCAAGCGAAAGAACUAUGUGGCUGAGCCUGACCUUCUUGCUAUUGCUCCAAUGGAGCCAGUUGAUAGGAGCUCCAGGGGGAGCAGCCGAGGUGGAGAUGGUUUCAUGGGAGCUAGAGGUGGAUCCAGCUUUGAGGUUGGAGAUGAUGAUGUGUUUGAAUACAUGGAGAAGGAGGAGCCUUUGACCCUGAAGGAUCUCAUCUGUUAUUCAUUCCAGGUUGCUAGGGGAAUGGAGUUCUUAGCAUCAAAGAAGUGUAUUCACCGUGACUUAGCAGCAAGAAAUGUUCUCCUAGCAGAAAACAAUAUUGUCAAAAUUUGUGAUUUUGGUCUAGCCCGAGACAUCUACUCAGAUCCUGACUAUGUCACACAAACAGGGGGAAGACUUCCUAUCAAGUGGAUGGCUCCAGAAUCUAUAUUUGACAAAGUCUUCACAAUCUACAGUGAUGUAUGGUCAUUUGGAGUAUUCAUGUGGGAAUGUUUUGCCCUUGGUGGAUCACCAUACCCUGGUGUGGUGGUGGAUGAAGAGUUCUAUAAUCGUCUCAAGAGUGGUUACAGAAUGUACACACCAGAUUAUGCACCUAUUGAAAUUUAUCACAUCAUGUUGGAUUGCUGGCACACAGAACCUAAGGAAAGACCUCACUUCAGUGAGUUGGUUCACAAACUAGGAGACCAAUUAGCAGCUAACGUCAAGCAGGAGUAUCUUGAUCUUGAUGUGGCGUAUGAUGAACAGGUAGCAUCAAGACCGAUAUCAUUCUACAAUGAGGAUGAUGAGGGAGCAGCAUCAUCUAAUGAGGGCCAGGUGACCUUGGGUGAAGAUGCCCUUCAGGUUGAAGCAGAUAUCUCAUUACCAAGUACUUCAGGUUAUCAGCCAAACCAUCCAAGUACAUCAUCUACCUUCCAGCUUGAGGAUGAGAGACCAGUCUGUGCAAACUUAGAGGGUAGAACAGUAUCAUCAAUCCAUGCUAGCCUAACGGACAUCUCAUCAUCGGAACCGUGCGAUGAAGAAGAUGACACAGGAGCAGAGUCCACAAAGUCCUCAACGACAUCAUCAAGGAUACCGAUGCACAGACCUAACAGCUUGUCGGCGCUUGAUGGUCUUCAACAGACCAAUCCUGUCUUCCAUCAUCAUCAUCAUCACCACCAUCACCCAUCAAACCACCACCACCAUCAUCAUCAUAAUCGUGGCAAUAAUAGCACCAGUAAGAGUGAGGAAUCAGUGUCAUCAGACUCUUCCAGUGGGUUCAGGUCAGGGGGUUAUGGGUCUGACGUCAAUGAUGAACCACCUCCAGAAUACAGCAAAGUUAUGCAAGUUGCAUUACACAAAGAAACUUCACUGUUUUGGCCAAGAGGUUCAAGUGGACAAUGAUGAACUGGUAUAGAGUAAUGCAAAGAGAGACAGUUGGACCACUGUUAUGGAUUGUAUGGUUGUGUUAGACGAUCUGCUUUCAUGUGGAGACUUGCUUAUCACAAUGCAAAGAGUCACAUUUUAAGAAACAGUAUUGGAGCAUCAUUAUUGCACAGGUUGGGAACAGUCCAUUGAUCAAUUCUUCUGAACACAGUAAACAAAUGACAGGAUUACAAAUCCUUCAUAAGAGCAAUAAAGACUUAUAGAUUAUGAGAUGGUGCCUUUUGUCUGAUAUGAGAUGAAUUUAUUAUUGUAUAUUGGUGUAUCAUCUAUUAUCCUAUGUAUUGAUAUGUACAAAAUGUGAAUUAAUACUGUAUCUAUUUGUGUAUAUACCUCAUCACUGCAUCUCAGUUUGGUACUCCUAAACUGGAGUGAGCAACGAACUGAGAGAUAGAGAGAGAGAGAGAGAGAGAGAGUGUAAGCAAGGGUCAGAGAGAGUGUGAGAGAGCACGA
Messenger RNA from Lytechinus variegatus (green sea urchin), 6142 nucleotides. RefSeq names its product vascular endothelial growth factor receptor 2-like. The coding region runs from base 245 to 5650 and encodes 1801 amino acids. Gene Ontology annotation, cellular component: signaling receptor complex. Gene Ontology annotation, biological process: positive regulation of kinase activity; cell surface receptor protein tyrosine kinase signaling pathway; multicellular organism development. The record is from RefSeq and is a predicted model, not a curated record. Lineage: Eukaryota; Metazoa; Echinodermata; Echinoidea; Temnopleuroida; Toxopneustidae. The transcript is spliced from 25 exons. Gene Ontology annotation, molecular function: transmembrane receptor protein tyrosine kinase activity; ATP binding.